Rhopilema esculentum is the source of this 1190-nucleotide messenger RNA. RefSeq names its product transcription initiation factor TFIID subunit 9B. Gene Ontology annotation, cellular component: transcription factor TFIID complex; SAGA complex. NCBI's taxonomy places the organism in Eukaryota, Metazoa, Cnidaria, Scyphozoa, Rhizostomeae, Rhizostomatidae. Gene Ontology annotation, molecular function: transcription coactivator activity; RNA polymerase II general transcription initiation factor activity; protein heterodimerization activity. Gene Ontology annotation, biological process: DNA-templated transcription initiation; RNA polymerase II preinitiation complex assembly. The record is from RefSeq and is a predicted model, not a curated record.
AACAACAUUCUGGUUCCUGGAGAAAAGAAAUGGCGGCCGGAUUGGACAAUUCGAAGACAACCCCUAAAGAUGCCCUUGUAAUGGCAUCAAUAUUAAAAGAAAUGGGAGUCAGCGAAUACGAACCAAGGGUCAUAAAUCAGAUGCUUGAAUUUAGUUACAGAUAUAUCACAGAUGUUUUAGAAGAUGCCAGAGUUUGUUCUCUGCAUGCCUCUAAGAAGCAGAUCGAUCUUGAUGACGUGAAACUGGCAGUUGAGAGGAAACUCGAUCAUUCUUUCACAUCCCCACCACCAAGAGAGUUUCUGCUAGAAGUUGCAAGGAUGAAAAACGGGCAACCAUUGCCACUGAUACAAGAAAAAAGCGGACUGCGGUUACCUCCUGAUCGAUAUUGCCUGACUGGCUGUAAUUAUAGACUUAAAUCUGGAACGAAUGCACAGAAAAAGGUACCAAGCACACACAGAUUGAACGUCAUCACUCAAAAGACUCCUGGCUCAGUACCGCAGAGCAUAGGAGCCAUCAAAUCUGGAAUUUCCACUGCGAGAGAUGCCAUGCUGGCAAACCAAAGGCUUGUGAAUGCUUCGCUUGCUCAGCAAAAUGUCAUGAAAGCAAAUGAAGGAAAACCCCGUCCAUCACUCAACCCAUUGAACAAGGGAAUGAAUGUCGAAAGGCAAGAUGUUUUGAUUAAAACCGAGAAGGCCCCGAAAUCCAGCACUGUGACGUCAUUGCCGUCGAUGGAAGAAACUGCUGCUAGUGCACAGACCUUUCCCAAUUUACUCAAGAGGAAGCGUGAUGGAGACGACGAGGAUUACGACGAGCAUUGAACUUUUCAUCAGUCAAACGACGACAGUAAUCCAAGAGAAAGUACACUAGAAACAGAUUGUAUUUUUUAAGAACAGACCAACGGGAGGUUGCAUUACAUAUGCUUAUCCCGACCUCAUAUCAAAAGCAAAUCUGCUAGUGUCCUGAGCUGAACGUUCAUUUUGUGAAUUUUAGGAUCUUGCAUUCUGAAACCCUACCAAGCACUAGUUGAUCGAUCAGGCAAGGCUAACACCACUUUAAUUGCAUGUAGAACGGUAGUAGUAUGGAAACUAGAUAGGUAGACCAUUUUGCAAUGUAUAAUUUUUUAGGUCAAGUCUCAACUAGAUAAAUGUGUACGUUGGACAAUAAAUCAUGCAAAUAGUCGCUGAAUCAAA